Molecule: messenger RNA, 450 nt
Organism: Tauraco erythrolophus (red-crested turaco)
Lineage: Eukaryota; Metazoa; Chordata; Aves; Musophagiformes; Musophagidae
Source: RefSeq, a predicted model, not a curated record
AAACACGAGUUCUUUGUGGACAUGACCUGUGAAGGCUGCUCCAACGCAGUCACCCGCGUCCUGCACCGGCUGGGAGGUGUCCAGUUUGAUAUCGACCUGCCCAACAAGAAGGUGUGCAUUGACUCGGAGCACAACGUUGACACCCUGUUGGAAACCCUAAAGAAGACUGGAAAGAACGCUUCCUACCUUGGGGAGAAGUCUGCGUAGUAGCCUGGCCUGGUGUGAGGAGGCUAGGAACUCAAACAUGACUUCAGCACAAAGAUGGCUUAACUGUUUGCAUAUCUUCCAACUUGCUCUGUUAUUUGACCUUUACUACCCUGCCAGAUGGCGGAAAGCAGAGGGCUGGCAGGAGGAGACAGCUGCAUCUUGGGCUUUAGAAGGGGAGAAAUCUAGAGGAGGAGGUUAUAUGCUGUUUCUAGUCCCACAGUAAAUUGAGGCGCUGCUUCUAUC